Messenger RNA from Didymodactylos carnosus, 1356 nucleotides. NCBI's taxonomy places the organism in Eukaryota, Metazoa, Rotifera, Eurotatoria, Philodinida, Philodinidae. The record is from the annotation of a GenBank genome assembly.
AUGCAAGAUUAUUUCUACGAUGAUUAUACUUCUCCUUUUACGGAAUGUAUUGUUCGUGUUCGUGGUAUCCUUAAACGUAUCACAAAUAUUAGUCGUGCAACAUCUGUUCACAAUGUUAUUGAAGCGUUGUUAUUUAAUACGUACGAAGAUGAUGUUGAACCUAGUGAUUGUUCUUUAUAUAUGGAACGUGACUCAUGCUUAUUUCCACUAAGACAUGAUGAUUACAUCCAAGACUUAUAUGCAAGAUACUGGAAUAGAAGUUCAGAAAUUCUAUUUACACUAGCAUUUAAACGUAUUGCUUCCCCAUCACGUUUGAAACAACGUUAUGCACAACGAAAAAAACUAACACAAAAUAAUCCAAUUUCGUCUACAUUUGAGAACAAUCAUAUUCUGCAUGUGUCUGAACAGUUACGUACACAAGAAUCGUUUAUACGUCAACAACAACAAAUUAUUUCGGAACUACAGAAAAUGGUAUUGAGUGAUAGAACAAAUUCCGACAAUUAUUACCAUUUGAGUAGUGAAAUACAAAAUAGUUCAAAGGAAAAUUAUGCAGAAAAUCGGUCGAUGCGGGAUCAUGCUCGAAAGUCUCGUUAUGAUUUAACGUGUCAAAUAGCAUCUGAUGAAACUCCUAGUGCAAAACAAUCUUAUUUUACCAAUGAAAAUAAUCAAUUAACUAAAAGUCGUUGCCACUCACAUAGUCGAUCGAAAGUACAAUUCAACGAGAAGAAAAUAACCAAGAAGAGUAAAAUUGAAGAAUUACUGAAUGAUUCUAAUUUUUUAAAGAAAUCUAAAGUGGAACAGCCCUCACAAUUGAAAAGUAUCUUAAAGAAAUCUGUAGACAACCAUGGUAGUGAUGGGGACGAUGAGAUGGGGAAAAGAUUAAUGAACAACUGCGACUGGAGACCUCAAAUUGGUACAGCUAUGAUUCGUAGAACACCAAAGUCACUAAGGCGUUCAGUUAGUAUCGAACAAAACAUGCUAAAUUGUGAACAAAAUCAUGUAUUGAAAAUGUUAAAAGAAAAAAGUGAAGGUUCGAAAAGACUUCGAAAAUUAAUUUAUGAAACAGAUUCAGAUAAUUCUGAUACAGGGUCUGAUAUACGACAGUUGGAAAAACGUAAAAAUCUGAUAAAACGAAUUCCCAAACAUGAUCGAUUUCAAAACCCUCGAGUUCUACCAUGUCAACAUACGUUUUGUAAAAGAUGUUUAGAAGGAAUGUUUGAUCCUCAUCAACGUACAAUAUCGUGUCCGACAUGUAGAAGACCAUUGAAUUUGCAACUUGGCAUUGAAAGUCUACCAACAAAUGUGAUAUUGAAUAAUUUGAUGGAUGUACAGCCUGUUAAAGCAAAAUGCAAGUGA